Aricia agestis (brown argus) is the source of this 854-nucleotide messenger RNA. It is a transcript of the gene Dhfr, whose product is annotated as dihydrofolate reductase. Gene Ontology annotation, cellular component: mitochondrion. The transcript has 5 exons. The record is from RefSeq and is a predicted model, not a curated record. Gene Ontology annotation, molecular function: NADP binding; dihydrofolate reductase activity. Gene Ontology annotation, biological process: dihydrofolate metabolic process; folic acid metabolic process; tetrahydrofolate biosynthetic process. NCBI's taxonomy places the organism in Eukaryota, Metazoa, Arthropoda, Insecta, Lepidoptera, Lycaenidae. The coding region runs from base 63 to 623 and encodes 186 amino acids.
UUCAAAUCUAUUUUCACCGGGAAAAGUUUGCGAAAGCGAAGUGUGAAAUAUUAUCGGGAACCAUGUCAAAGGUGAAACUAAAUCUAAUCGCCGCUGCCUGCGAAAAUAUGGGAAUUGGUAUAAAUGGUGACCUUCCUUGGAGACUAAAAAAUGAAAUGGCAUACUUUACAAGAAUGACAACAAAUGUUCAAGACAAAAACAAGGUUAAUGCAGUUAUAAUGGGUCGUCGCACAUGGGACUCCAUUCCUCCGAAGUACAGCCCCCUACAGGACAGACUCAACAUAGUCUUAACACGGAAAGUUGAGGCCAUCAGAGAGAAAGUCCCUGAAGGAGUAAUAGUGCUUUCUGGAAUAGAUGAAGCUAUAGAAUACAUAGAGGAGCAUAAGAAUAUUGAGUCCGCGUGGGUAAUAGGUGGUUCCUCUAUUUAUAAGCUUGGGAUGGACCAUGCAAACUGUGAUAAGAUAUACCUAACGGAAAUACAAAAGACCUAUGAAUCUGAUACAUUCUUUCCUGAUAUUGACAAGGACAAGUUUAAAUUGAUCACUGAAGACAAUGUUCCCACCGAACGCCAAACGGAAAACCGUAUAGAUUACUUUUUUAGAAUCUAUAAAAAAGUAUGCUAGAGGCUUUUUGUAGGCAUAUUCCACAUAUGAAUGGUAAAAUAUUAAGGCUUCCUCUAAAAAUUAUUUAAAGAGUAAGACUUAAUAUUACAACAUAUCUUUUUAUUAGUUACCUAAGAGAGCAUUUAGUAAAGUGGGUCAAUUACUAAGGUAAGCACUUAUUUUUGGAGAAUGCAAAGCAUUAAUUUUUGUACAAAUGCACAUAUCGUUAAAAAUAAAACAAGUUUGUAAUAA